This is a messenger RNA of Scheffersomyces stipitis CBS 6054, 3544 nucleotides long. RefSeq lists its product as uncharacterized. The record is from RefSeq and is a predicted model, not a curated record. Gene Ontology annotation, cellular component: nuclear pore outer ring. Gene Ontology annotation, biological process: poly(A)+ mRNA export from nucleus; protein import into nucleus; transcription-dependent tethering of RNA polymerase II gene DNA at nuclear periphery. The transcript has a single exon. Gene Ontology annotation, molecular function: structural constituent of nuclear pore; protein binding. Bases 34 to 3486 code for a protein of 1150 amino acids. NCBI's taxonomy places the organism in Eukaryota, Fungi, Ascomycota, Pichiomycetes, Serinales, Debaryomycetaceae.
AAAUUUCGAGAGUCCAUUGAUAGCAGCUCCGACAUGUCUUUGAACGGUGGUAUAUUCCGAGCCCGUAAGCGUCCCAAUACGGCUGUUUCGGUGUCGGAAGUUUCUACCACUACUAUCUCCACCUCUAGUGGGUUCCCUUCUACAAAAUCGGCACGAGAGUUGACCAAAAACACGAAGUACUGUGUUUCCAAGCUUCCUGCAGUUCCAUCUGUGUUAGAGCCGACUUCUUCUAGUUCUUCGGAGGUGUUUAAUGCUUAUUCUGAUCAUGAAUCUAACUACUCUCUUGUAGUUAAUGAGAAGACGAUCAAUGUAUGGAGCUAUAAAUCCACAGAUCCUGCUCCUCUUGCCAUCCAAUUCCCCGUGGAAUCACUUGAAAAUGAGCUAUCGCUAUUGCCGUUGGCCAUUUUGACCAAGCCGUCAAGCGGAACGAGCCAAGAUCCUGGUUUGGCGAUUUUAUACUCUUCCACAGGUAGAAUAAAGUUUUAUGAAAGCGUACAACAUGCUCCCGCAUUGGGUCUUAUCAACGACAAGUCGCUUGAAUUGACAAUCCCAAUCAAUAGCAAGAAGGGAGAAUACAUUACUUUGGCCGAAAACGUUGAACCAGCAGGUAUCAUCGUAGCUACGUCAUGGAAGAGAUGUGUCUUAAUUUCGUUACGAGACUUCAAGAGUAAACCGCAUUUGUCGAGCGUGGAAUUGUUAGGUCCAAACAGCUCACCUAGAUUAUUUCUUUCAUCUGUAUUGUUUGGAAAUUCUUCGGGAGCUUCUGAGGACGAAAUAGUGAGCAUCAAGUCAGGUAAGAUAACCAACCAUGGUAUGACUCAGGAAAUUGUCAUUCAAGAUUCGGCUGGAAAUUUCGAUUAUUUCACCUACCAGAUGUUGUCUGCAAACGGUUCGCCUUAUAUCGACAAAAAGAAGUCGUUUAGAUACAAUUUGGUAUCGGCUGUAGAGAACAGUGUAGAUGGAUUCUUACCAGGGGCGUCAUUGAACUGCAAGUUCUUGGACUUGUGGCCCCUCUUACUGCAAGAAAACAUAUAUCUUUGCUUAUGUGACGUUGAUGAAUUCAACAGCAAUAGUGGAUCGAAGAACUUGAUGCUCUUGACUAUCAAGAUAGAUGCUACGGGAGUAUUGCUUUAUGGAACUCACAAAUUGAUGAGAUAUGAGCCUCAGCAGAUAGCUUCCUCUACCAACAAACCCAAAUUGUUUCUUCCAAGUCCGGGAAAUACUGCUUUUGUCACUAUUGACAAUUCAAUAAUACUCACAGAUAUAGAUACGUCUUACAUUCAAAGUCCAACUACAUUUUCAUACUACAAACCCAGAUGGGAAGAUGUGAUAAGAUUGAAGUCCUCGGUGGAAACAAUUGGAUUUGGCUACGAAAACAAGUCUGCAGACAACUCUAAUAAAUCCAACCCAGCACUUAUCAUUAUAACCAAGAACUUUGGAGUCUUGAGAAUAGAGAGAUUUUCAGAAGAAGAUGAUAAAUCAGAAAGCAAGGAUCCUACAGAUCCACUUUCCAUCGUGAAGUCACAUAUUGAGCAGGCUAUCUUCUACGCGAAGUCUCCUGAAAUUGAAUUCGACAUCUAUAGAGAAGUUCCUCAGAGUGUCGUAUUGCUAGCAAUUGAAAGUGUCGUCACCGAAAUUAUCAACUCGACGUCACCAUAUCUACCAGCUUUUUUGCCUUCUAUUUCAGAGAUGUUGUUACAGAAGUCAAAAUUAUACCAAGAGUUGAUUACUUUUUCCAACAGGAACUUCACAGGUAUCAGUUCCAAAAUAAUACCCAAAAUAGUGGAAUUUUUGGAAAAGGUAGAGGCAGCAUUAAACUUGUGGUUGUACAUUGAUGAGCAACAAGAUCCGGAAUUGAGGAAGGUAUUGGAGGCUGUAGUUUUAGAAUCCAAUACUAUCUCCUUGUCAGAAAACGAUGAAGUUUUGAGAACCUUCUUCAGUAAAGGUGUACAGAAUAUAAACCCUGUUUUCACAAACUUAACUGAACGUUUGGUUGAUAACGGAAACUCAACUUCAAACAUUGUCGAUCUCAUUGUUAAAGUUUUGUAUAAUGGUGUCUACCAAAUCGAGGCCAAGUACUUGUUGAACCAUCUGGAAUAUCCAGUAAUAAAGUCGUGGAUUUAUGACACUGACUUAGUUGUCAGAAUUGAAGAUAUUUUUACCAGUGAAUAUUGCAAGGAUGUCAUAUUAACUCAGCAACGUCAAGCCAACCUUAUCAAGUUUGUGGAAGUCUUAUACUAUUUUGUCACAAUUGCAAUCAGAUACAUGCAACGUUAUGAUCAACAUAGUGAGAGUCUCAGUGAUUACUCGAAAUGGUACAAAUCUAGAAGACAUGCCUGGAUAAAUGUUCUCUUGAAGAAUGCAUUGGUAGAUGAUGCUCUUUCUGUAGCAGAGAGCUACAGAGACUUUUCGUCUGUGGCAUUUAUCUUGGAUACCGAAAAAGAAAAGGGAGAUAAUGAAGAGGACAUCAAUUCCAAGUAUGGAUACUAUUUCGAUACAUACGGUUAUGAAUUCGCCUCUAGUUUGUAUGACUACUAUUUGAAGAAUGAUAAAAUUCAACCACUUUUGUUGGGAUUCACAAACUACAAGAACUAUCUCGACCAGUAUUUGGAAAAGGGAACCAUCAAGACAUCAUCAGUAGCAUGGAUACGCUAUUUGUUGGAUCUGGAAUUUUCCAAGGCUUCUGAUUCUCUCACUAGGGCUGCUACCCACAAAGUAGAUGAGAAUAUUGAAAAUAGAGAAUUCAAGUAUUCUCUUGCAAAGCUUGCUACAAUUGCAGCAAGCAACGGUUCUGGCAAUUCCAGAGCCACUCAGGAAAAACUUCAGCUAGCAGAAAACAACUUGAUUGCAAUUAGAAGUCAAAGAGCACUCUUCAAGGCUUUGGUUGGCGAAGAGCAAUUCAAGGUUCUUACUUACGACUUCGCCAAGCGCUUUUAUACAAACGCAUCUGUGGAAAACGAAACCAAAGAUAGGAUUCUCGAAGGCUCUUUCACACAAUUAGUGGAAAACAGGCCUAUCUCGAACUCAGACUUGAUCAACUGGUUGACGUUAUUGAAGCCAUCGGCACUUGACAACAAUAAUUUCACUCUUGCACUCAAGGUUGCUUCUGUCGAAGUAAAUGAAUCGAGAUACCAGUACCUUAUCAAAUUGAUUUGGCUAAGGUUGUUAGUUAUUGGUGACGACUGGAGUCUGUUGCACAAGGACUUGAUAUCCAGCUCCGAUUCUCAAUCGAAGCAGAAGAUAAGAAAAACUGUAUUGUUCCAUACUCUUGUAGAAAUUGGCUUGGAUGCCAAAUUAGUUGAACAAAUGCAUACCUUGUUGAGGAAAGGUCAGAUUGAUGAUGAGAUCGAAGAUGAUAUUAAUGUCAGAGAACAUACUAGCUUGUUGUUGGCAAAAUUAACUGAUUACCGCGAGGAAUACAAUUUCCAAUCGUGGGUUGAAUCCGUACAACAGGAAGUGAAGAACUCGUCAAAUCAUCAAUAUUAAAAGUUGUAUAUUACAGAAUUAGAUUACGUUAAUAAACUGGCAUUUCAUUACUUAUUUU